Molecule: messenger RNA, 2549 nt
Organism: Gossypium raimondii (Peruvian cotton)
Lineage: Eukaryota; Viridiplantae; Streptophyta; Magnoliopsida; Malvales; Malvaceae
Product: cytosolic endo-beta-N-acetylglucosaminidase 1
Exons: 11
Coding region: 76-2286 (736 amino acids)
Biological process (GO): protein deglycosylation
Cellular component (GO): cytoplasm
Molecular function (GO): mannosyl-glycoprotein endo-beta-N-acetylglucosaminidase activity
Source: RefSeq, a predicted model, not a curated record
GUCAAACAAACUAACUAACAUGAUGGCACCUUGAAAUUUGGCUUUCAAACUCACAUCACAUGUUCGCCCAAGUCAAUGCUUCGCCUCCUACUCUAUUUUCUCCGUCUCUUUAUAACCCGUAGAACUCUCUUAUAUCUCCACAAUUUCUUCACUUCAAUCCUCAAACCCAUCACCAAUCUCAUCGCAAAAAUCAUGCCCAGUCAAUCCGAUGACCACAACUCCGAUCCCCCACCACCACCCUUCGACCCAUCAAAGCCCUCCAUUCCCAUCUCCUACCCCAUCAACUCCCUUGAAGACCUUGACUCCGCUUCUUACUUUACUUCUUUUCACUACCCUUUUAAUAAAUCCACUGUUCCUCUCCAUCCCCCCAAUUCAGCUUUGCCUCCAAGGCCCAGGCUUUUGGUUUGCCAUGACAUGCAAGGUGGCUACGUCGAUGAUAAGUGGAUCCAGGGUGGCCAUAAUUCCGGCGCUUACGCCAUCUGGCACUGGUAUUUGAUCGAUGUUUUUGUUUAUUUUUCUCAUAAUUUGGUCACCCUGCCUCCUCCUUGUUGGACCAAUACUGCUCAUAGGCAUGGAGUUAAGGUAUUGGGGACAUUUAUCACAGAAUGGGAUGAAGGCGCAGCUAUUUGCAAGAAGCUGCUUUCCACAAAAGAGUCUGCUCACAAGUAUGCUGAACGCUUGGCCGAGCUCGCUGUUGCUUUAGGCUUUGAUGGAUGGCUGCUCAAUUUGGAGGUUAAAGUGGACAUCGGGCAAAUUCCUAAUCUGAAAGAAUUUGUUAGCCAUUUAACUCAGACUAUUCACUCCUCCCUUCCUGGAUCUUUGGUUAUAUGGUAUGACAGUGUGACAAUUGAUGGAGAACUUAGCUGGCAAAAUCAACUGAAUGAAAAGAAUAAACCUUUCUUUGAUAUUAGUGAUGGAAUCUUCAUUAACUAUACAUGGAAGGAGGGCUACCCUAAGCUUUCAGCAAGAGUUGCUGGUGAUAGAAAGUUUGAUGUCUAUAUGGGGAUAGAUGUAUUUGGAAGGGGAACAUUUGGUGGUGGCCAAUGGACUACGAAUGUUGCACUUGAUCUGAUAAAGAAGGAUGAUGUCUCAGCUGCCGUAUUUGCUCCUGGAUGGGUUUAUGAAACAAAACAACCCCCUGAUUUUCAGACUGCUCAAAAUCGUUGGUGGGCUCUAGUUGAGAAAUCAUGGGGAAUUGUACAAAAUUAUCCUAAAGUAUUACCAUUCUACUCAAAUUUUGAUCAGGGUCGUGGUAAUCAUAUUUCCAUCGAUGGAGCACAAGUAUUAAGCACUCAAUGGAACAACAUUUCUUCACAAUCCUUUCAGCCUUUCCUCGAGUAUGUUGAUGAUCCUACCUCAAACACCAUUGAUGUCCGUGUUGACUUUAGCGAAGUAUCAUUUAGUGGAGGAGGAAACCUCACAUUUAAAGGAACUCUUGAGGCCAAUGCUUAUGUCUCAACCAGACUCUUUUUAGGAGAGCUUUUUAUGGGUGGCUUGCCUGUUCGUUUCACAUAUUCUGUAAAAUCAGAAGGUAACUCUCAACUGGGUCUUUCUCUUGAAUUCUCUUCUGAAAUGGAAGGAAAAAAGAAGUUGCUUCUUGCAUCCCAGGAAAACCAAUUCUCUUGCAAAUUUGAUGAAACGAUUGUGCUACAUCAACCUACAAAAUCAGACACGGCCCCAGGAUGGGUUAUACAAGAGAGCAACAUUUCAAUGAAUGGAUACACAUUAACAGAAAUUCGCGCCAUAUGCUACAGGAAACAACCAGAGAACAGUGAACAUAAAUCAGAAGCUAGAUCAAAAACCACCCAGGAUCCAGCAGAAUACUUUGCUGUGCUUGGACACAUUAGCAUAUCAACUUCGAUACAGAACACAGAAUUUCCUCCAUCAACUUCCUGGAUCGUCAAGGGUAAGGAUGUGGAAUGGGGAGGUUCUCAAGGUUCAAAAACCCUCAGUCUUAAGAUCAGCUGGAAAUUGAAAGAUGGAUGGAGUAGCCGUUUCCCAAGAUACAAUAUCUAUGUUGAGAAACUAAUAAAACAAGCAGUGAGACCCCAAGGAAGAAAGCUAGAGACCCCUGCUCUAGCACCACCCAAUGCUCGGAAUGGCAAAACUGAAGUCUCAGGGGAGUACCUUGGAGAAUCACAAGUUGAAGCCUUCUAUGUAUCUGACUUUAUCAUCCCUUCUGCCAUUUCAAGCCUCAAGUAUAUUAUUCAACCAUGUGAUUCCGGUGGUGCUAGCCAAGUUCUUGAUGAUGCCCCAUUUUUUCAAUUUAAUGUUGAAGGUCAAUGAACAUCAUCACUUUGGUUCCUCAGCAUGAGUAUUUACCUCACUUCUGAAUGUACGAGCCUUCACUAGUCAAUUGUUAUUCUCCAUUUAAAGAAUUAAUAAAUUAUGACAUGUUAAGGUGUGCUGAAUGUGCACUUUUAUGUAUCAUAUUAUUUGUUUGUAUUGUAUAAUAUUACCUAGUCGUUCCAAUACAAACUGUAAUAUCCAAGUUUGGUUGAAUUCGAUUUUUCGAAUUUUUAUAGAAUUCGAGUUGGUUUCUCAGCUUC